AAUUAUCAUAAACAAAUUGUUUUACGUUCACAAUGAUUUUAGUUAAAUUAAAGAUCAAAGGUUAUGUAUAAUUAUUCAAGGAAUCGUGAUUGUUCUUCGGCAUCUUCCUAUAGUGGGGCAUUCGAUUCCGGAUCCUCCAUCAGAGGCUUGCUUUCAAGUUGAUUCAGAGUAGGCUGCAUUACUUGCAUACCGUAAAAGAAGUAUGGCAGAAUUCAUGGAGCUGGAAGCACAAGACGGGGUUCGGAUGACGUGGAAUGUGGUGCCAGGGACGAAGGAAGAGGCGGGUAACUGUGUGGUGCCAGUCUCUGCCAUCUACACCCCAAUCAAGCCAUUCCCCAACAUGCUGGUCCUACCCUAUGCUCCUCUUCGCUGUCGCAACUGCUCUUCCGUCCUCAACCCCUUCUGUGUCAUGGAUUUUGCCGCCAAGAUUUGGAUCUGCCCCUUCUGUUUCCAUCGCAGCCACUUUCCUGCCCACUAUGCCUCUGUCUCAGAAGAAAAUCUACCUGCUGAGCUCUUCCCUCAGUACACCACCAUUGAGUACAAAUCCCCUAGGGAGGCCGCCUGCCUUCAAUCUGUCUUCAUGUUCGUGAUUGACACUUCCAUUAUUGAAGAGGAAAUGGCAUUCCUCAAGUCUGCAUUGUCCCAGGUCAUCGGCCUCUUCCCCGACAACUCUCUUGUUGGUUUGAUCACCUUUGGCACGCUUGUCCAUUUGCAUGAGAUUGGCUUCAGUACCGCUCCUAAGACCUAUGUCUUCAAAGGCUCCAAGGAUGUCUCAAAAGGCCAGCUUCUUGAGCAAAUGGGCUUUUUCCUUAACAAGCCCAAGCCCCUCACGGGUGUCAGGGAUGGCUUGUCUUCAGAGAGCAUUGCACGAUUCCUUCUACCUGCCUCUGAAUGCGAGUUUGCCAUCAAUUCUGUCUUGGAGGAGCUCCAAAAGGAUCCUUGGCCCAUUCCUGCUGAUCAACGGGCAAGCAGGUCCACAGGCACUGCUUUGAGUGUGGCUGCCAGUUUGUUGGGUGCAUGCUUUCCUGGUUCUGGAGCCCGAAUCAUGGCAUUUCUUGGUGGCCCCUCAACUGAAGGCCCUGGUGCUAUUGUCUCAAAGAAUUUAUCUGAACCCAUACGUUCCCACAAGGACCUGGAUAAGGAUUCUGCUCCUCAUUAUCAUAAAGCUAUUAAGUUCUAUGAAACACUUGCAAAGCAGCUUGUGCACCAAGGACAUGUACUCGAUCUCUUUGCUUGUGCAGUUGACCAGGUUGGUGUUGCAGAACUUAAAGUUGUUGUUGAGAGAACUGGCGGAUUUGUUGUUCUUGCUGAAAGUUUUGGCCAUUCAGUAUUUAAGGACACCCUUAGGCGUGUUUUCCAGUCAGGGGACAAGGGUCUCGGACUAUCUUCAAAUGGUAUAUUUGAGGUAAACUGUUCAAAGGACUUAAAAGUUCAGGGUGUUCUUGGGCCCUGUGCAUCUCUUGAAAAGAGAAGUCCUUUGUGCUCUGACACCAUCAUCGGGCAGGGAAACACCAGUGCAUGGAAAAUGUGUGGCCUUGAUCAAGCUACAUCUUUGUGUUUAGUAUUUGAUAUUGUUAGGAAGGACAUCCCUGAUGCUACUGUUCAGUCCUCGAGCAGUCAAUUUUAUUUCCAAUUUCUAACAUUUUACCAGCAUAACUCUGGCGAAAUGAGACUUCGUGUUACAACUCUUUCAAGAAGAUGGGUUGCUGGACCUGGAAGCAUACAGGAUUUGAUUUCUGGCUUUGACCAAGAUGCAGCUGCUGCAGCGAUGGCACGCCUAGUGUCUUUCAAAAUGGAAAUUGAGGCCGAGUUCGACCCCAUAAGAUGGUUGGAUAAAGCAUUGAUUCAUAUAUGUUCUCGUUUUGGGGAUUACCAAAAGGAUACCCCAUCUUCUUUCAGCCUGUCUCCAAGGUUUUCAAUAUUUCCUCAGUUCAUGUUUCAUUUGCGGCGAUCGCAAUUUGUCCAGGUCUUCAAUAACAGUCCUGAUGAGACGGCAUACUUCAGAAUGAUCCUGAACAGGGAAAAUGUUGCCAAUUCAGUUGUGAUGAUUCAACCUUCAUUGGUUUCUUACUCAUUUCAGUCUGUUCCAGAGCCAGCACUGCUUGAUGUGACUGCCAUUGCAGCUGACAGGAUCCUGCUUUUGGACUCUUAUUUCACCGUUGUUAUUUUUCACGGCUCAACUAUUGCACAGUGGCGAAAAGCUGGAUAUCAUGAUCAACCUGAGCAUCAGGCUUUUGCCCAGUUGCUGCAAGCUCCUCGUGAUGAUGCAGAUGCAAUAAUCAAUGAAAGGUUUCCAGUUCCUCGACUGGUCAUUUGUGACCAGCAUGGCUCACAGGCCCGUUUUCUUCUUGCGAAGUUGAAUCCUUCUGCUUCAUGUAACUCCGAUGGUCAUGGUCCGGGUGGAGACAUAAUCUUUACAGACGAUGUAAGCUUUGAGGUUUUCUUGGAUCAUCUCCAGAGAUUAGCCGUUCAAUAAACUAUGAUAGCAGGGAGCUAUAGGCAAUUUUGUAAAAUCCAACCUUUAAUUUUGUUUGUACAGUAAUUCCAAUGAGUUGUGCUUUUAUUUUAAGUUGUUUGAAUCAGGAGAAAUUAGGAUGAAUAGAUGUUUUAUGGUUUUUAUUUUAGUAGUGAUUUCAUGCUGCAUUUUAUGAUU
Gossypium raimondii (Peruvian cotton) is the source of this 2653-nucleotide messenger RNA. Its product is annotated as protein transport protein SEC23. The record is from RefSeq and is a predicted model, not a curated record. The coding region runs from base 203 to 2476 and encodes 757 amino acids. Gene Ontology annotation, molecular function: zinc ion binding; GTPase activator activity. The transcript is spliced from 13 exons. Gene Ontology annotation, cellular component: endoplasmic reticulum exit site; COPII vesicle coat. Gene Ontology annotation, biological process: endoplasmic reticulum to Golgi vesicle-mediated transport; COPII-coated vesicle budding; COPII-coated vesicle cargo loading. Lineage: Eukaryota; Viridiplantae; Streptophyta; Magnoliopsida; Malvales; Malvaceae.